Messenger RNA from Sus scrofa (pig), 2589 nucleotides. RefSeq names its product tRNA splicing endonuclease subunit 2 (gene TSEN2). Lineage: Eukaryota; Metazoa; Chordata; Mammalia; Artiodactyla; Suidae. Gene Ontology annotation, molecular function: nucleic acid binding; tRNA-intron lyase activity. Gene Ontology annotation, cellular component: cytoplasm; tRNA-intron endonuclease complex. The record is from RefSeq and is a predicted model, not a curated record. Gene Ontology annotation, biological process: tRNA splicing, via endonucleolytic cleavage and ligation; tRNA-type intron splice site recognition and cleavage.
CCGCUUUGCGGCCGCACUGCUUGACGGCAGUGGUGUCCGACCGCCAGCUGGCGUUACCGGGGUAACGGCGAUCGCAUGUGGCCCAGGAAGGAGUGGAAUUGCUGGAUCAUAUGAUUAUUCAGUGUUUAACAUUUGAGUGACUUCCAGACUGUUUUCUAGUCCUGUUCAAUUUGAAGUCCUGAAAGAACAGUCACACUUGGGAAAUGGCAGAGGCAGUUUUCCGUCCCCCAAAGAGGAAAAGAAGAGUGUAUGAGAGCUAUGUGUCUCCGCUGCCAAUCCCGCUUGGUCAGGACUGUGGUCCGAACAAGGACUUCAAGAUGUUCCAGGCCGAGAUGAUAAAUAACAGCGUGGUUGUGAGGAGUGCAGAAGACAUGGCACAGCUCUACAGGAAAGGUUAUUUUGGAAAAGGCAUCCUAUCUAGAAGCCGUCCAAACUUCACAAUUUCAGAUCCUAAGCUGGUUGCUAAAUGGAAAGAUAUGAAGACAGACAUGCCUGUAAUCACCUCAGAGAAGUAUCAGCGCCGUGUGGAAUGGGCCACAGAGCUCCUGCGAAGGCAAGGCCAGGAUGAGAGCUCAGUGCGUAGGGUCCUGGAGGAUUACACUCAGCCCCUAGAGCAUCCUCCAGCAGAAAGGAGCGACGGGGUUCAGUUGUGUGAUGAGCUGAGCUCUGACAUGGUUGCCAAAAUGGAAGGCACGGCCGAUGGAGAGAAGCUUUCUGCCACGAAUGGUGUUGCAGGAAAGUCACAGGAUCUGGAGGAUCCCAACAAGCAAUCAGACCACCAGCAGGAGAGCUCUGGGCUUGACCCACUAGGUGCGGGUGAAUGCAUGAUGGAGGUCCCCACACCCCUGCCUCCUAUCUGCCAUGACAGACAGGCCACGCUCCUUCCCAUGGGUGGCACUCAGCCUGAGGACCACAGCCAACAGGCCAGUCUCGUCUGUGCCCGAGAGGGAGGGCCUGUCCAUGAGUACGUGCUGGUGGAGGAAGCCGUGUGUGACGGGAGUGAGAGGGAAGACGCCCCAGCCAGGGACUUGCCACAAAAGAAGAGACUGAUAUGCAGAAGAAAUCCAUACAGGAUCUUUGAGUACUUACAGCUUAGCCUAGAAGAGGCCUUCUUCCUGGUCUAUGCUCUGGGAUGUCUGAGUAUUUACUAUGAGAAGGAGCCUUUAACGAUUGUGAAACUCUGGAACGCUUUCACCAGAGUCCAGCCUACGUUCAGGACCACGUACAUGGCUUACCAUCACUUCCGAAGCAAGGGCUGGGUGCCCAAAGUGGGACUUAAGUAUGGAACAGAUUUACUGUUGUACCGAAAAGGCCCUCCAUUUUACCAUGCAAGUUACUCUGUCAUCAUCGAGUUGGUUGACGACUGUUUUGAGGGCACUCUUCGAAGACCUUUCAGCUGGAGGUCCCUGGCUGCCUUGAGCAGAGUUUCAGUCAGCGUCUCCAAGGAACUUAUGCUGUGCUAUGUGAUUAAACCCUCCACCAUGACUGACAGAGAAAUGGAGUCGCCAGAAUGCAUGAAACAAAUUAAAGUUCAGGAGGUGAUUCUAAGCCGUUGGGUUUCUUCACGAGAGAGGGGCGACCAAGACGAACUUUAACAACUCAGCCUCAGGUGUCUGAUUUCACGAGCAAAUACCUACUGAGUCUCCUAUGAUAAACCAAGUUCAGGGUGAGGUAAAGACUCCUUCUUUUGUAAUCACCCGCUAGUUUAAAAGUCUUCAAGGGCAUGGCACUUCCACCACAGGAAAGUGUUAGUGUUUUAAAAGUUAAAAUUGGGGAGUUCCCUGGUGGUCUUGUGGUUAGGAUUCAGUACUUUCACCUCUGCAGCCUGGUUCAGUCCCUGGUCUGAGAUCCCACAUCAAGCCACUGCACAACACAGCAAACAACAACAAAAAAGAAUCUAUGCUAUUCACAUGGUCCUGCAAAGAAAUAAAUGCAAGUUACACUUGCAUGGGGAAGAGAGUCGGGGGCCAGGCCUGCAGAUUCUGUCCCCAGAUCAGCGCUGGCUGACCCCAACCCCUCCCCUCUGGGCAUCGUCGUCCUGCAAGGAGGCAGGACUAGACAAGCCCAAAAGAACUCUUCAGCAGCAAGGAACUUCUGUUACUCUCUGAUUUCACCUGAAAACAGUGACGAUUUACCUCCGGCCAGCACUCUGCAGUUCCAGAGCACUUUGGGGCACAUGCCUGUCUCAUUACCCACGUCCAGCCUGUCCUGGAAGAGGCCGGGUGUGGAUCUGGACAUUGCAGGACCUGCUGCUCCAUUAUCUUAAAUGAAGAAAACAAUAACGUGUCUCAUCUUGUCCAGGAACUUCAGUCAGUUACUCAGUCGCAGGAAAUUCUGUUUACUACCUACCGAGCAUUUCUGUAUCCUAGGGAGCAUUUAAGAACAAGAAUUGUCUUAAUUAUUUAAUUCUCAGUGAACUCUUUGGUGGGCAUGUUGUAUAGAGUACACAGUAUUGUACAGUAUUAGAUAAGAUUGUAUCUAGCUUCAUUGAACUUGUAAAAUAAAAAUGUUUGCUAAAAUAAUGUACAGAGAUAGUGAAUGCAAUUAACCUUUGGUAAAACACAAUAAACAAAGCCCUUUUUAAAACUG